AGACAGAUGAUGCAUUGCAUAGCCUAAUUCUGGGUCUGAACCCCCAAACUUUCGCUUUGCUUCUCAUGUGCCAGUCCCGGCGCCCUCAUAAAAACUUGUUAAAACCUAAGCAAUCCAUGAUAUCAGAAUCGCUUUCGCAGACCCAUUUCCAACUCCGCUAAUUUAUGGAAACUCUCUCUCCAUUCUCCAUGAUCAUCGCGCUUCGAUUUACUUCUUAUAAACCCCAAAGCCUAACUCUCUUUUUUUAUUCUAUCUGAUCUUUGUUCCCCAGACCCAGACUCUCCAUCUUUUCUCCAAUCCCCUCCCCCAAGCUUUUACACCGAAAAAAAGCUCUCCGCGGAAACAGUCGCUCCCGGCGCAACAACACCCCCAAACACCCAACACCACACACAUACACACAAGAUGCAGCAAAGAUUACGGUCGCUCAAGCGCCCUCUGCUCCUCGCAGCAGCAGCCACAACAACAGUAACCCUCGGAGGAGCAUACUACGCCUCCCGCAACAAGACACACGUCGUCGACAAGCCCCUCGUCCCGCUCAAGCGUGAUGAGAAGAACCGCAUUGUUCCCCCUACAUUCAACGCCACAAAGACCCGCGCAUCACAACUCGCCGAGCUGCGUCGCAGCGGCGAAGACACAGAAUACGAUCUUCUCAUCAUCGGAGGCGGCGCUACAGGAACUGGUAUCGCUGUUGACGCCAUCACCCGUGGCCUCAAAGUCGCUCUUGUGGAGCGCGAUGACUUCUCUUCUGGCACAAGCUCAAAGAGCACAAAGCUCGUUCACGGUGGUGUGCGAUAUCUAGAAAAGGCUGUUUGGAACCUUGACUAUGGUCAAUUGCAGCUUGUCAUGGAAGCUCUCCGUGAGCGAAAGACAUUCCUCAACAUUGCGCCUCACUUGUCAAGCUCAUUGCCAAUUCUACUACCCCUCCAAAAAUGGUGGGAGGCGCCCUACUUCUGGGCUGGUACCAAGGCCUACGAUCUCCUCGCUGGGUCGCAAGGUCUUGAGAGCUCCUACUACAUGAGCAAGAACAAGGCCCUUGAGGCAUUCCCUCUCUUGCGACGGGAGAAUAUGGUUGGCGCGCUGGUGUACUACGAUGGCCAGCACAAUGACUCUCGAAUGAACGUCGCUCUCGCUCUGACUGCUUCUCACUACGGCGCUACUGUUCUCAACCACGUUGAGGUAACUGGUCUUGAGAAGGAUGCGAACGGCAAGAUCAUGGGCGCUCAAGUGCGCGAUGUCCUCGCUUCCAAGAACGGUGAUGCCGCUGGCGCUCAGCCUUUCAAGGUCCGCGCCAAGGGUGUCGUCAACGCAACCGGUCCCUUCACCGAUGCCAUUCACCAAAUGGAUGACCCCUCUCGCAAGCCUAUUGUCGCUCCCGCUUCAGGUGUGCACAUCAUGCUUCCCAAGGAGAUCUGCCCCAACGGUCUUGGCCUUCUCGACGCUGCCACCUCAGAUGGUCGUGUCAUCUUCGUUCUCCCCUGGCAGGGAUACACUCUCGCUGGUACCACCGACAACCCAUGCGAAGUUGAGGCUGCGCCUGUUGCUCAACAGCAGGAUGUUGACUUUAUCCUCAAGGAAGUCAGCAAGCUUCUGACACCCGAGUCUGUUCUGUCGCGCAAGGAUGUUCUCGCUGCCUGGUCUGGCAUCCGACCUCUCGUCAAGAACCCCAACGCCAAGAACACCGAGUCCCUCGUCCGAAGCCAUCUCAUCACCGCCUCCCCCUCCGGUCUCCUGACCUGCGCUGGUGGCAAGUGGACCACCUACCGUGAAAUGGCCGAGGACACCGUCAACGAGGCCAUCAAGCUCUUCGACCUCAAGCCCCAAGCCGUGGCUCUUCCCGACAUCAGCGGCGCCGGCGCUUCCGGCUUCACCACCCGCGGCGUUUGCUGCACGCGCAACGUUCCUCUCAUCGGCGCCCACGGAUACUCCACAUCUCUCGCCUCUCAAUUGAUGGAGGUCUACAAUAUCGACGCUGACAUUGCUGAUCAUCUCGCCCACAACUACGGUGAUCGCGCCUGGACUCUUCUCUCCAUCUCUCCCUCCCUCAACACCCGUCUUGUCUCCUCUCUUCCCUUCAUCGAGGCUGAGGUCUCUCACGGCAUUCGCUCCGAAGCCGCCUGCACCAUCCCCGACAUCAUCGCCCGCCGCACCCGUCUCUCAUUCCUCGACUCCCACAAGGCUCUUGAGGCUCUUCCCCGCGUCCUCGACAUCGCCUCCACUGAACUCCAAUGGAGUGCUGCCCGCAAGGAGCAGGAGAAGGCUGAUGCUAUCAAGUUCCUCGCCUCUAUGGGUCUUGAGCAGCAGACCGAUGCGCCCGUGCAGGCCUCCCAGGAGGAGAAGAUGCCCGUACGCAGCAUUGAGCACUCACCCCGCCCCACCCGCGUCGGUGGUCUUGAUGUCGACCUGAACGGUCUCGGUGGUACCGGCUCUUACAGCAAGUCGCGCGACGACUAGAUGAGCAUUUCAUUUUUAGAGAUAGCAUGUAGCAUAUAGAGAUUCCCGGCAUUGGUUGUGUUACACUAAAAGCAUGGCGCAUAGAUGCAGGAUUGGGCUGGGAUUGGACAAGGCGUCACGGAUUUCCUUGAUAACUAUAUAUUUUAAUGAACUUUCAUG
Fusarium oxysporum Fo47 is the source of this 2610-nucleotide messenger RNA. Its product is annotated as FAD dependent oxidoreductase-domain-containing protein. NCBI's taxonomy places the organism in Eukaryota, Fungi, Ascomycota, Sordariomycetes, Hypocreales, Nectriaceae. Gene Ontology annotation, biological process: glycerol-3-phosphate metabolic process. Bases 403 to 2451 code for a protein of 682 amino acids. Gene Ontology annotation, cellular component: glycerol-3-phosphate dehydrogenase (FAD) complex; mitochondrion. The record is from RefSeq and is a predicted model, not a curated record. The transcript is spliced from 2 exons. Gene Ontology annotation, molecular function: glycerol-3-phosphate dehydrogenase (quinone) activity.